This is a messenger RNA of Fonsecaea multimorphosa CBS 102226, 1497 nucleotides long. RefSeq lists its product as uncharacterized. Lineage: Eukaryota; Fungi; Ascomycota; Eurotiomycetes; Chaetothyriales; Herpotrichiellaceae. The transcript has a single exon. Gene Ontology annotation, molecular function: aldehyde dehydrogenase (NAD+) activity. The coding region runs from base 1 to 1497 and encodes 498 amino acids. The record is from RefSeq and is a predicted model, not a curated record.
AUGAGGCUCCCAGAGCGCCACACCUUCUACGCCGGAAAGCCUCAACCAUCCUCAACUUCACCCAAUACCUUCUACUCAGUCGACCCCUCGACAGGCAAAAAUGUCUGUACAAUCCACACAUCCUCCCAAUCCUCCAUUGACUCAGCCAUCUCGUCGGCAAGAGCAGCCUUUCCCUCGUGGUCCAGCACACCGCCCAUCGAGCGAGCCAGAAUUCUACACAAAGCCGUCGCAAUACUUCGAUCCCGGAACGACGAGCUGGCUAAAAUUGAAACAAUAGAUACCGGCAAGCCUUUCUCAGAGACGUCCACCGUCGACAUCGUGACCGGCGCCGAUGUCCUCGAGUACUUCGCCAACCUGGUCGCAUCGGGCGGCUUGAAUGGUGAAUCGUUCCGCCUGCGAGAUUCUGCUUGGGUCUACACCUCCAAAGAACCGCUCGGCGUCUGUGUUGGUAUUGGUGCCUGGAACUACCCCAUCCAGAUCGCACUGUGGAAAUCAGCCCCAUGUCUCGCGGCCGGGAACGCAAUGGUGUACAAGCCCUCGGAAGUGACGCCGCUUCAUGGCCAAUUCCUCGCCGAGGUCUACAAAGAAGCCGGUCUCCCUGAUGGAGUGUUCAAUGUCGUCUACGGAGCGGGCGAAGUGGGUGCUUACUUGACGAAACAUCCAAUUGUCGCCAAGGUUAGCUUUACGGGCCAAGUCUCGACCGGUCGCAAGGUUGCUGGUUCAGCCGCCGGAGAGAUGAAGUACGUGACCAUGGAACUGGGCGGGAAAAGCCCCGUGAUCGUGCUACCGGAUGUAGACGUCGAGCAAGCCGUGGACGGGGCUCUCAUGGCCAACUUCUUCAGCACAGGCCAAGUCUGCACAAAUGGCACGCGAGUGUUCGUGCCAAAGCACCUGAAGCCCGAGUUUGAAAGAGUAUUACUGCAGAAGAUGAAACAUGUUCGGCCGGGAGACCUGAUGGACGUGAACACCAACUUCGGCCCGCUGGUCAGCAAGGUCCACUACGACAAGGUAACAAGCUACAUCAAGCACGGGAUCGAGGUGGACCACGCAAAACUGCUCCACGGCGGCCUCGACCAACCUGCACACCUCCCCUCGCAUCUUCAAAGCGGGUACUGGGUCCAACCCACCGUCUUCACCGACUGCACCGACAACAUGCGGAUCGUCAAGGAAGAGAUCUUCGGCCCCGUCAUGGCCAUCCUGCCCUAUGACACCCUCGACGAAGCCGUCUCCCGGGCAAACGAUACCGAUCUCGGUCUCGCGGCGGGGGUGUUCGGCAGGGACAUCAACCAGUGCCACACGGUGAUCAAGCAGCUGCAGGCGGGCAUCACGUGGGUGAAUACCUGGGGGGAGUCGCCCGCCGAGAUGGCCGUCGGCGGCUGGAAACAGAGCGGUGUCGGCGUCGAGAACGGCCGGAGAGGGCUCGAGGCUUGGGUCCGGAACAAGAGCACGCUGGUCGAGAUGGGAGGGAGUGUCCCAACUGUCUUUGCCAAGUUGUAA